Molecule: messenger RNA, 606 nt
Organism: Hibiscus syriacus
Lineage: Eukaryota; Viridiplantae; Streptophyta; Magnoliopsida; Malvales; Malvaceae
Product: transcription factor bHLH137-like
Exons: 4
Coding region: 1-606 (201 amino acids)
Biological process (GO): regulation of DNA-templated transcription
Cellular component (GO): nucleus
Molecular function (GO): DNA-binding transcription factor activity
Source: RefSeq, a predicted model, not a curated record
AUGAUUGUUGGUAGUGACAAUGAGUACCUUUGUUCGCUUAUUAAAAACCAGAGCACCCACCACUCAACUGCGCCGGAAAACCUUGAAACUGCCACUCUCACAGGCAACAAACGCUCCAGUUCUGCUCAGUCUAAGAGUGAAAAGGGAGGGAGAAAGAAGAAGAUAAGGAAGAUAAAGAAAUGUGCUGGAGAGCCACCGAGUGGGUGCGUUCAUGUGAGAGCAAGGAGAGGCCAAGCAACCGACAGGCAUAGUCUAGCAGAGAGGAUAACCAGAAGGGCUCUUGUUUUGGACGAAAUUAUCAACUAUGUUAUCUCCCUCCAACAUCAAGCAGAGUUUCUGUCGAUGAGGCUUGCUUCUUUGAAUCCCAUGUUUCAAGAUUUUGGAGUUGAGCACGAAGCCUUGAUGGCCAAACCAUUCCCAUCACUGCAACAAUGCAGCCCUGCUCGGGCUAUUCCUUUUGCUGAUACAUCCGCCGCCGCCGCUUCUGAUAAUAACAUUGCCCUUGUGGAUACUUCAGCUGCAUUUAUAAUUGACCAAGAUUAUGGUGGUUUAUUGUGGGAUGGGGAAGACCUAAGACAACCAUUUCUAAAUCCAUUCUAUUGGUAA